UGUCUUUAGCCUCCGUUGUUUGACGCUCCACUCCUCUGCAGGGCACCCAUUCACAGCAGUGAGGAGAGUGACACAUCCAGAGCCAUGAAUCCCAAGGAUAAGCCGAAAUCAAAGAUCUCGGCUUCCCGCAAGCUCUCCCUCAAAAUCCUGCUCCUCACUAGAGCUUGUGAGGAUCUGGAGCGGGAGAAGCAGGAAAGGGAUGAGGAAAAAGUGCGUUACCUGGGAGAGAAGUUGCCCCCCUUGCAACUCUCUGGAAUGCCACUGGCUGAGCUCCAGACUCUAUGCAAGCAGCUUCACGCAAAAAUUGACAUUGUGGAUGAGGAGAGAUAUGACUGUGAAUCCAAAGUGAACAAACACAACAAAGACAUCCAUGAGCUGAAGCUGAAGGUGCAGGAUCUCGGAGGCAAGUUCAAAAAGCCUGCCUUGAGGAAGGUGAGAGUGUCAGCAGACGAGAUGAUGAGAGCUCUCCUGGGCUCCAAACACAAGGGCUCCAUGGACCUCAGAGCCAACCUCAAGUCUGUGAAGAAGGAGGACGUCAAACAAGACAAGGUACUUACUAGUGAAGUUGGUGACUGGCGUAAGAACGUGGAGGCCAUGUCUGGCAUGGAGGGCCGCAAGAAGAUGUUCGAUGCAGCUGGCGGGGCGCAGUGAGAAACUCUGUGAAGAGCAGCGCAAAGGAUGAAGCUGAAGAACACAGAUGGGGGAGGGAAGGAGAAGGAGGUUAUUUGGAAAAAAUGAUCUUAAUGGCCAAUCGGCUGGAAACAUUUUAACUUGACCACAAUGUGUAGGAAUAAACGCAGGCAUAGACAUGUAAGUCAUAGGCUUGUAAAAAACCCCAGUGCAUCACCAGUGCCUGCAUUCGGUUGAUGGCCAUUUCCAGUGGAAUGACUAAAAGCACUUCAAGUGUAAAAUGAGCAGAAACUUGUUAUUUAUUACCAGAGAAGAUGUUUUGUUAUUACACAUGUUUAGAGACUUAGAAUGGAAAUAAAUUAACAGAUAUUGUG
Myripristis murdjan (pinecone soldierfish) is the source of this 1004-nucleotide messenger RNA. RefSeq names its product troponin I, slow skeletal muscle-like. The transcript is spliced from 8 exons. Lineage: Eukaryota; Metazoa; Chordata; Actinopteri; Holocentriformes; Holocentridae. Bases 85 to 651 code for a protein of 188 amino acids. The record is from RefSeq and is a predicted model, not a curated record. Gene Ontology annotation, biological process: skeletal muscle contraction; cardiac muscle contraction. Gene Ontology annotation, cellular component: troponin complex.